AUGCCUUCUCAACGCCCCUACUUCCUGUCCUCCUUCAUCGCCGCCUUCCGCCAACAAGGCCCGACCCUCCAGGCCAAUCAACAGCCCAACAAACACAACAAUCAAUCCGCCGCCGUCGGUUCCUCCACCUCGUCAUCAUCAUAUCCCCAAACAAGCACCGCACCGCGGACCAUCGCGACCAGCGCCGCCGCCGCCGCAGCAGCAGCAUCGUCCGCCCAAGCAAACAGUCGCUCCCCACCCCCUAGCGUAUCUAUCCACUCUCCACGCGGCAACAGCGCUGCUUCUAUCCCUAUUCCAAAUCCUUCUGCGUCCGGGCGGCGACGUGGCAGCGAUAGCAGCAGCGAGGGCUUCAGAGAUGCAAUAGGCGCAGACAAGUGGUAUAUUGGCGGUAGGACGGCAGGCGGCGAAGAGAAAUUCUUCAAGCUGGGCGUAGUGAGGAGGGUGAGAAGUAAUGAUGGUUUGAGUCUGGAUCGACUGAGUUUAUAA
Metarhizium robertsii ARSEF 23 is the source of this 486-nucleotide messenger RNA. RefSeq lists its product as uncharacterized. Lineage: Eukaryota; Fungi; Ascomycota; Sordariomycetes; Hypocreales; Clavicipitaceae. Bases 1 to 486 code for a protein of 161 amino acids. The record is from RefSeq and is a predicted model, not a curated record. The transcript has a single exon.